AUGUUCUCUCAGCGGGCCAUCCGCCGGUUCAAGACGGACCCCAUCCCGCCGGACGUGAUGCAGGACAUCAUGCAGGCUGCGAUCCGCGCGCCCAACGGCGGCAACAACCAGCAAUGGCAUUUCAUCGUCGUGCAGGGCGAGGAGACGCGCCGCAAGCUGGCGGAGCUAUAUCACGAAGCCUGGUGGGCCAAGCGGGCUGACGCUGGCAUCAUGGGCCCGCAGGACAUCCCGCCGGGACGCAACUCCAUGCGCUCCGCGAUGCGCAUGGCCAACGAAAUUGGCGACGCGCCGGUCAUGGUGCUGGUUUGCGCCACGUCCAAGGGAGCCCAGGCCGCCGGGUCGGUGAUACCGUCGGCGCAGAACAUGCUGCUGGCGGCGCGGGCCUUCGGCAUCGGCGGCACCAUCGCCACGCUGCACGCGGUGGUAGAGGAGCGGGUCCACGAGCUGUUCGACAUACCGGACACGGCCCAGGUGGUGUACUGUAUGCCCUUCGGGUACCCCCGGGGCAAUUUCGGGCCGGUGACGCGGCUGCCGCUGAACGAAGUGUGCAGCUACGACCGGUGGGGCGCCCCGCCGGACUAA
This is a messenger RNA of Geodia barretti, 582 nucleotides long. The record is from the annotation of a GenBank genome assembly. Lineage: Eukaryota; Metazoa; Porifera; Demospongiae; Tetractinellida; Geodiidae.